This is a messenger RNA of Acanthamoeba castellanii str. Neff, 810 nucleotides long. Its product is annotated as major capsid protein. NCBI's taxonomy places the organism in Eukaryota, Discosea, Longamoebia, Acanthamoebidae. The transcript has a single exon. Bases 1 to 810 code for a protein of 269 amino acids. The record is from RefSeq and is a predicted model, not a curated record.
AUGCCUGUCUCUGGAGCCCUCACUCAGCUCUCGGCCCAAGGCCCGCAGAACCGCUAUCUCACCAUCGACCCGCAGAUCACCUUCUUCAAGGGAUCAUACAGGCGGCACUCGAUGUUUGCGAUGGUGGAGAUCGAGAACACCUUCUCGGGUGCUUUCGGUGCUGGCAAGACCCUCAGUGCCACCAUCAACAGGUCUGGCGAUCUCAUCUCACAGGUCUAUUUCUACGCCGAGCUCUCGCCCAUCCAGUACAACUCCUCGAUGGUGAACGAUGGCUUUGUGAACAACGUCGCUCACUACACCAACUCGGUGGGCCAUGCGCUCAUCGAGCAGGUCGCCGUCUCCAUCGGUGGUCAGGACAUGGAUCGCUGCUCGGGCGAGUUCCUCGAGAUCUGGGAGCGCCUCUCCGCGAGCGCCUCCAAGCGCCUCGCCGAGAUGGUCGGCUACGCCGAGUCCAGUGGCCAGCUGAUCGAGUACGGUCAGCGCACCCAGUACUUGUACGUGCCCCUCCGCUUCUGGUUCAACCGCGAUUACUCGCAGGCCCUGCCCCUCAUCGCCCUCCAGUACCAUGAGGUGAAGAUCAACAUCAAGACCCGCGACAUGAGCCAGCUCAUCGUGCGCUCGGGUGAGGCCAACAACCCUGCCACGCUCGCCCAGCCCGGUAACAUCGACAACAUGCUCCUGCUCAUCAACUACAUCUUCCUCGACACCCUCGAGCGCAAGAUGUUUGCUCAGCAGAUGCACGAGUAUCUGAUCGACAAUGCAGAGGAAGACAAGCCGGACUGUGUCCUUGCCCAUCCAACGCUUGCGUGA